This is a messenger RNA of Eupeodes corollae, 1918 nucleotides long. It is a transcript of the gene NO66, whose product is annotated as bifunctional lysine-specific demethylase and histidyl-hydroxylase NO66. The transcript has 2 exons. Gene Ontology annotation, cellular component: nucleolus. The record is from RefSeq and is a predicted model, not a curated record. Gene Ontology annotation, molecular function: histone H3K4 demethylase activity; histone H3K36 demethylase activity. Bases 77 to 1882 code for a protein of 601 amino acids. NCBI's taxonomy places the organism in Eukaryota, Metazoa, Arthropoda, Insecta, Diptera, Syrphidae.
GCCGCUUGUCGUUCGUUUCCAUCACAAUUCUCAAAAACUCUAGAGAAGUUUUUUAAAAAUAUAUAUUUUGUAUAAAAUGGAAGCAGUUUCAGCAUUUGCGGUGUAUAAAAAGACUGGUUUAAAUACAUCGUCAAAAAAUCGAACUGAUAAAAAACAAAAGAAAAACAAAAAGAAACCCCUUGGAACUCCAAACAAAUCGGGAUCACCUUCAACUCAUCAGCAAAAUGGGAAGUACAACAAAUCUAAUUCAGGAAAUGAGGCAAAUAUUCCGAAAAUUCCUAAAAAAAGAAAACAGAACAACAAACAAGAGGAAUCGGCCAAAGUGAAAAAGUCUACAGAACCAAAUGGUAUCAAAGAUGAAGUCAAUUCUGUGGUUGACGAUAAAGUUAAAGAACAGAUCCCCAAGAAAAAGAAAAAGCAAGCCGGUGGAGAAACUGCCGAAAAGACACCCAAGUCCAAGGACACUGCAACCGAAGCCAACAAAUCAUUGGGAUCAAUAAAGAAAGAGCUGCCAUCUCCUUCCAUCAAUCUGCCACUUCGCAACAAUAGUAUCAAGGAUGGGACGAAGUUAUUCAAGUGGUUGAUAUCUCCCAUCGGGGCAGACAUGUUUUUCGACAAGUUCUGGGAGAAGGCUCCUUGUCUCAUCGAGCGCAACAAUCCCAGCUACUUCAGCAAACUGAUUUCCUUUGAAAUGAUCGAUCAAAUGUUAAUCAACAAUCACAUUGAAUUCACCAAAAAUAUCGACAUAACUUCCUACAAAAAUGGAAUUCGUGAGACACUCAAUCCAGAAGGUCGGGCAAUACCACCAGUUGUAUGGGACCACUAUUCAAAUGGAUGCAGCAUACGUCUGCUGAAUCCUCAGACGUACCUCGAUGGAAUUUUUGCAAUGAAUUCGUCCCUACAGGAAAUGUUUCAUUGCAUGGUUGGAUCAAAUGCCUAUUUGACUCCCCCAAACUCGCAGGGUUUUGCUCCUCACUACGAUGAUAUCGAAGCCUUCGUUCUGCAAAUUGAGGGACGAAAACGUUGGAAGUUAUAUAAUCCCAGAAACAAGAAAGAAGAAUUGCCACGGUUUUCGUCGGAAAACUUUUCCCAGAACCAAAUUGGCAAACCUAUUUUGGAAAAGGUUCUCAUGCCCGGAGACAUCCUGUAUUUCCCACGAGGAACAAUUCAUCAAGCGUUCACAGAGCCUGGAUUCCACUCGUUACACAUUACACUGAGUGUUUAUCAAAAGCAAUCAUACGCUGAUCUAUUUGAAAAACUGUUUCCUAUGAUCCUUCAGCGGGCUAUAGCCGAGGACGUUGAUAUGCGUCGAGGUCUGCCAUUGAACGUGUGGCACAAUGCUGGUAUUGUGUAUUCGGAGGAGCCAACGCGGGAACGAAAAGAUUUCCUGCGCAAAUGUCGUGAUCUUAUUUCAAAAUCUUUGCAGGAAAUGCCCAUUGAUCAGGCUGUUGACCAAUUAGCAAAGAAGUUCCAACACGAGGCACUUCCCCCGAACAUCAGUGACGCUGAAAGGUCCUUAACAGUAUUCGGGUGCAAAAAUAAGGUUGACUCCAAAGGGAACUGGGUUAGUGGCUAUAACAUUAAUUCUAUGACCAAAGUUCGCUUGUUGAGGGCGAAUAUUAUGCGUCUCGUUGAAGAGGAGGACUCUAUUCGGAUCUAUUAUUAUGUGGACAAUUCCAAAGAGUACUGCGAGUACGAACCGAAUUAUAUUGAAAUAGAGAGUGAGUGUGCUACUAGCGUUGAUGUUUUGAUUAGAUCCUAUCCAGAAUAUGUAGCUGUUAAUGAAUUACCUCUGGAAGAUGACGAGAAAAAGAAAAUAGGAAUUGUGACGGCGUUAUGGGAAAGGGGUUUGUUGAUGUUUGAAAAACCUUUCAAUAAAUAAAGUUAGAUCAUUUUGUUUAAAGUUAAUGGUUAAAAA